Messenger RNA from Staurois parvus, 414 nucleotides. The record is from the annotation of a GenBank genome assembly. Lineage: Eukaryota; Metazoa; Chordata; Amphibia; Anura; Ranidae.
AAGCAAUCAUUUCUCCUUCUCUCUGAAUGCAAUCAUGCAGCCAUGCAAUCAUUUGAGAGCUGUGAUUGGUCACAGCUUGUCACAUGGUACAAGGCUGUUGUGAAUAGCUUUGUAUUACGUGACCUCUGUGAUCAUUCACAGAUUUCACUAGUAGUAAGCAAUGAUAUCAGGAAGUGACAUCUUGGUUACUACUGUUCAUGUGAUCACUGAUUGGCCAAUCAGUGAUCACAUCAUCGGGACCUCACACAGCGGUCCCGUACAGCGUUCCGGACACAGAGGGCACCGGAUCACGGUGCCGCGUACUCCCGGGGAGUGCGCACAGGCUGUGAAUGUGGGCACCAUUUAUGAACGGCAGCCCGCUCCUGCACUGCUCCCAUCUGGCCCAUGUACAUAAACGGUCAGACGGGAGCAGUG